CCCCCCAAUGCACCACUGUUCAUCAUCAGCAUCUGCUCGUCAUCUGCCUUUGCCUUUCACACCCCCCCCUUUCCGCCCGCCCCCAAUCUACUCUUCAGCCAUGUGUGCCACCCAUGCAUUUCUCUGAUUCGCAUUCAUGCACUCCUCCCUACCAUAUUUUCUCCACAAAGCUUGAGCGUUUCAGUCGACUUGUCCAAAGUUACAUAUUCACCGCCAGAUGGCGUCAAGCGAGCUGUCAUUGGCCUAGCUCCGGCACCUACGUUUGACCUUAUCGAUAGCUGCCCUUGGACAAUAAGCCCGCCCCCUCCAUGUCAACCUCCUAACCUCCUCAAACUCUAA
Bipolaris oryzae ATCC 44560 is the source of this 339-nucleotide messenger RNA. RefSeq lists its product as uncharacterized. The transcript has a single exon. Lineage: Eukaryota; Fungi; Ascomycota; Dothideomycetes; Pleosporales; Pleosporaceae. The record is from RefSeq and is a predicted model, not a curated record. The annotation marks the transcript as partial.